CGAAUGUCAUCCUUGCACAUGCGUAUGUGAGCGGUGGGCGGAGUUUACCAGUCGGUCAGGAAGAGGAGAAAGGCGGACACAGAAACAUCAAGCGAUGGCUGCUAUCAGGAAGAAGUUGGUGAUAGUUGGGGAUGGUGCGUGUGGGAAGACAUGUCUUCUCAUCGUCUUCAGUAAGGACCAGUUCCCAGAGGUCUAUGUCCCAACUGUGUUUGAGAACUAUGUGGCAGACAUUGAAGUGGAUGGGAAACAGGUAGAGCUAGCACUUUGGGAUACAGCAGGUCAGGAAGACUAUGACAGACUGAGGCCUCUCUCCUACCCCGACACUGAUGUUAUCCUCAUGUGCUUCUCUGUAGACAGCCCUGAUAGUUUAGAGAAUAUUCCCGAGAAGUGGACACCUGAAGUGAAACACUUCUGUCCAAAUGUUCCCAUCAUCCUGGUGGGCAAUAAAAAAGAUCUGCGUAAUGACGAGCACACUAGACGAGAGCUUGCCAAAAUGAAACAGGAACCAGUUAAAUAUGAAGAUGGCAAAGAGAUGGCGAACCGCAUCAGCGCCUAUGGCUACCAAGAGUGUUCUGCCAAAACCAAAGAUGGUGUGAGGGAAGUCUUUGAGAUGGCAACUAGGGCAGCACUGCAGGCCAAGAAACGUUGCAAGAAGUCUUCCUGCCUUCUGUUAUAGGCUCUCAGAGAAGAGGGAGUGGCCAUUAAGCACAGAUGGAGAAGGCUGCUUCCACUGAUAUUAAACAUGGGGGGAAUAUUGGGGAGGGCCCUGAAAAGUUUUGCAGACAUUCAAUUUGUGACCACCCGAUUAUCCUCAGCAAAUUAAAGCUGGUCUUAAAUGAUUUGAUAGGCUUUUACACCUUGGUCCUUGGUCUAUAAAUUAGGUUAUGUGCCAUUUUGCUUUAGUCUAUCAAAAACUUUCAGAUCUAGAAGCUUGUAGGGCAGGUGGUGGGGGUGAUUUGAAGUUGAUUAGAUUUAAACUGGUUGAAAUGUGCCAUAAUUGGAAUGAAGAGAGAAGAUGGUCUUAACAGGCCAAAGACAAUGGGGACAUGAGAAAGAAAGACAGAAAAAAGACAUAAAUAUAAAAUAGGUUUGAAUUAAAACCAUGUCUAAGUGGAUUUUUACACAGUAUCGCCUACAUGUAGUGCCUUGAGAGCAGUGGUCAAGAAGAGUAAGUUGUGGGGUUGGGAUUCAUAACUUCAGUAGGGUAUUAUUUUGUCCACACAUCACAUUCGUGAAUGCUUUCUCCCUGUCAUUGGCUUGGCUCCUUCAGGCCCAUAUUCUGACUCAGGCGCUAUGCAGGGGUAUGCCUAAACUAGAUUGUAUGAGAUAUUUUCCCAUACUGAAUCACUUACCUGUGCUUAAGAAUGUGUGUGUGUGUGUGUGUGUGUGUGUGCACGCGUGCAACUGUAUGGUGGUUUCUUUACUCCAAUGCAGGUUUGCAUGCAGUGAAUGUGUGUAUUAACAUAUGUGUCUAUGUACUGUAAGCAUAGAAAGGCCUUCUGCGUCACUGACCCUAACCCCUUGUUUCCAUGCCAAAGUUACCCCUAAUGGCCUCAUUUUAUGGCUCAGAUGGGUAAUGAAAUUUAACAGCUACUUGGAGUGACAUAGAAACCUUCACUUUACUGGAAGACAUUGUACAAUAUGUAGAGGCACAAUCAGGUUAAACAUAUGAGUUUUUAGGACCUUUUUUGUGUGUACCAUUUGAUUGUGUUAAUCAGUGGGUCAAAUCAUGAGUGAUAUAGUUGAUAAGUUGAAUAUUCUUUCAGAUAGAUGAUAGGCUUAUCUUUUCACUAUAAUGCCCAUUAUGUACUGUAUGUCUUACAAGGCCUUGUAAGGGCAUGUUAUUGAUGUGUAUUUCAAGUUUGCCUUUUACUCAACUCUCCCCAUUCCCCCUUUAAUGAUAUUGUCAUUAUUGUACUAUAACUUUUUAUUGUUGAUGUUUCAAAUUUUCUUAGUAUAUUGUAAUCAUUUUACUUAAUCUUGCUGUUAUGAUUAGCUUAUGUCAAUAAUAAAUUGCAACUGUAGUAGUUGUUUCGUUUAAUCCAUUGAAGGUAAAGCUUAGGGUGUAAGGCUAGAAUUUGGGGGUGGGCUGCUGUAGCAGGUUUUUUCUUUUUCUUUUUUCUUUCUCUUUUUGCCCUGUGACAUAUUAGGAUUUUCUGGAUUAUUUCCCCCCCAAUAAAGAUGAAAUUAGGAUUUUCUUGUAAGGUAUUUAUGUGUUUGAUCCAUAAAUUCAGAUAUAAUUACAGCAAUCCAAUCCCAACAUUCCCGGCAUUCUUUUUCCGACCCAAAUAAAAACACUCAUAACCUGUCAAAA
Micropterus dolomieu (smallmouth bass) is the source of this 2314-nucleotide messenger RNA. RefSeq names its product rho-related GTP-binding protein RhoA-C-like. Gene Ontology annotation, biological process: small GTPase-mediated signal transduction; stress fiber assembly; cell migration. The record is from RefSeq and is a predicted model, not a curated record. Gene Ontology annotation, molecular function: GTPase activity; GTP binding. Bases 95 to 676 code for a protein of 193 amino acids. The transcript is spliced from 5 exons. Gene Ontology annotation, cellular component: cleavage furrow; dendritic spine. NCBI's taxonomy places the organism in Eukaryota, Metazoa, Chordata, Actinopteri, Centrarchiformes, Centrarchidae.